Molecule: messenger RNA, 1719 nt
Organism: Pseudo-nitzschia multistriata
Lineage: Eukaryota; Bacillariophyta; Bacillariophyceae; Bacillariales; Bacillariaceae
Source: the annotation of a GenBank genome assembly
GUACAGAAAGAAUGACUGCCAACAAUCGAAAACCGUCGAUACAAAUGUUGAAAGAUCUGGUCAGGCUAGUACUCGUACGUACUCGUACUCGUGACAUAUCCCUGCUGAGGCGAUGAGUUCGACGUUGAGUAGCAUGCGAUUACGUACUACAAAGUACUUCUACUUUCGAUUCGUUCAGAUGCCACAAACUCCUCCUCAAAGAAUUAAUGAUCGUAAAAUAGCUGCUUUGUGACGAAAGACGAUGGCAAACGUACCAGGCACCACCCGAGACGAAAAGAACGACAAUGGUUUGAGUCCGGUCGUCGCUCCUGACAGCAGCAGUCUGCUAGAAGCAACUGGCGCAGAUAUCACACCCAAUCCACCCAAUCCCCCUAAUGUUAUUCAAGCUCCAGAAGAAGAAAUAUUCUUUGAUGACCAAGCAGACCUUCCGCCUAUGGAGAAAAAAGUUGUCGGAGCUGCUGGGCAGCUGACGACAGCCGAGAUGCUCGAAUUAACUUUAGAUCGCAACUUUCAAAUGAGUCGUUUGGCUACCCAGUAUUACUAUACACGCCAUUUUUGGAUGAUGUUUCUCCCGUCUGUGUCAAUCACAAUGAUAUCGGGAAUUAUGGCGUUCAUGAUCAAAAGUGAAAUAACUAUGUCGGAGACAGUCAGUAAUUGGAUUGCUUUCCUCGUUGGAUCAUUCUCCAUUAUGAGUAAGUUAGGCCGUUUGUGCCACAAAUUUUGGGCUUCGUAUUGUCCUUUCCUACAUUGCCUCACCUACUGAUUUGGCGUCGUUUUGCAAUCUGUGCAGAUGUGUUUCUACAAAAUCUAAGCAAUGAGCUAAACUAUGAUCAUUGUUGCAAGAGUCAAAGAGCCGUUAGCCUCGGGUUGAAAAGGAUUUUGGCAGAAAUGGAAUUCCACAAAUCCACCACAGGUGGCAUUCCAAUUGAGAAAAUUCAUGAAAUCGAGAAGACGAUGAAUACAAUCAUGGGACAGAACGAUGCUACAGUCCCCGCAGCUAUCACAAGCGCCUACGAACUUGCAAAAACUAGGCUUAGUUUGCGACUAUUCCCUCCCGUUCGUUUCGACGACAACGAUCCAUACGCGUCGAACAAACUCUCGUGGUCACAAACCAUGCACACAGUUCAUAAUGAGCUUUUGUGUGCAAUCGCCAACUCCCCAGGGUGGCCAUUAAGAAUUCCAAAUGCAGAAGAAGUGGUUCAAAUCGCAAUCCAGCGAGUGGUCGAAAUAUUAAAAGAAGAACAACAUAACGAACUUUACAAGGCACUUUUAGACGGCCAGGAGUUGAUCCGUGUCAAAAAUAUAGAAAACAAGCGAAAGAGGAAAAAAGAAAGGCUUCGUUCUGCAAUUGGUGCCUUUAGCGGCAUCGCUUCCGCUAUGAGAAAAAAUGAGAAGAUUAAGGGGUGGAGCAGUAAUCGUACGACGGAUGAAUCAACGGCUUUGCUUGAGAAGGCACCAGAGAAUAGUGGAGGUCAAAAAUAUUGGAGUAUGUUGGCCAACGGAACUUCGAAUCAUGAUAAUAAUUAUGAUUCCAGCAUUCCAUGAGGGAGCAAGAUAGAUAAUACACACUCAUCAUUGUUUACUUUUGUUUCACUUUCUGGCGUUGGUAACUUGUAGGUUGUUGGUGUUGGUAAUCAUUAUUGCCCCAGGAAGUUGAUACAGGUUUUCCAAGUAUUGCUUUGAAUUUGGUAAUGAAAGUAAUACAGUUAUUAACGGCAA